Pieris macdunnoughi is the source of this 2472-nucleotide messenger RNA. The record is from the annotation of a GenBank genome assembly. NCBI's taxonomy places the organism in Eukaryota, Metazoa, Arthropoda, Insecta, Lepidoptera, Pieridae.
AUGGAUAACGUAACAGAAAAACUUUUGCAAUGUUUUGGUCACAAAAAAUUUAAAAGUGAGCUUCAAGAAAGGGCUGUCAGAGCAAUUGCGCGAGGUGUCCAUGAUGUUUACGUUUCUAUGCCUACUGGUUCUGGAAAAUCACUUUGCUUCCAAUUACCUGCUAUGUUGCAGGACAAUAAAGUUGCUAUAGUAUUUUCACCCUUACUUGCAUUGAUAAAAGAUCAGAUAGACCAUUUGACUAGGUUAAAAAUACAAGCUGAAUCAAUAAAUUCAAAAAUGACGAGUAAAGACAGAGAAAGAGUUUUGAAUGAUUUACAAAGUAUGAAACCAAAUACACGUUUUUUAUAUAUAACUCCAGAACAGGCUGCUACUGUAACAUUCAAAGCACUUUUGGAACAUCUUGUAAAAUACAAGAAGGUCUCAUACAUAAUUGUUGAUGAAGCCCACUGUGUAAGUGAAUGGGGGCAUGAUUUUCGGCCUGAUUAUUUAAAACUUGGAUUUCUACGUGAAAAAUUUAAAAGUAUACCUUGGGUAGCUCUUACGGCAACUGCUAGUACCGAAGUCACUAAGGACAUUUUAGAGAACCUUAAGUUGCUACAUCCAGUGGCACAGUUCAAGACUCCUAGCUUUAGACGUAACCUAUUCUAUGAUGUAGUGUACCAAAAUUGCAUUGAAGAUGAAGUUGGCGAUUUAGCCGAAUUUCUGAAGAAAUCUUUAAAGGAUGAUGAUAAUGUAAAGGCAAGAGAUAAAAAUGCAGCUAUUGUAUAUUGUCGGACUCGUGAACAAACAGAGGACAUUGCUAGGAUGCUGUGUAAUAAAGGAGUUAAAUCAUUAGCUUAUCAUGGUGGUUUAAAGGGUUCUGAAAGGGUGUCAGUGCAAGAACAAUGGUUCAAUGGUGAAUUUCCUUGUGUAUGUGCAACUGUUUCAUUUGGUAUGGGUGUUGACAAGGCAUCAGUACGCGCUGUGGUUCAUUGGGGUCUACCACAAAAUGUUGCAGCCUAUUAUCAAGAGUCAGGAAGGGCUGGCAGAGACGGCAAACCGGCGUUUUGUCGCAUCUACUACUGCCGAAGUGAACGGAAUGCCGUCGACUUUUUGCUCAAAUCUGACAUCGCGCGCUCAAAGACUCCUGAACAAAAACAACGAUGUAAAAAUGCGUACAAGAGUUUCGAGAUCAUGGUCAAAUACUGUGAAGAUGUUGGAUGCCGCCACAAAACAUUCGCGGAUUAUUUCGGCGAAGAACCACCUCGGUGCGGUACGCGAUGCGACGCUUGCACGGACGCACGCGCCGUACGACGUGCCCUCGAACAACACAUGCGAAGAGCCAUGAGCGCCACGCUGCAUCGUGCGGGCUUUGUCUCUCACGAUGACUCAUCCGACCUCUAUGGACAGGGGAGAGACGGACAGAAGAGGGAAAUAGAAUCAUAUUACGGUGAUGGUGGUGAUGACUCCGACGGUGAAAGCAGUAGACGUCGAGUUGCCGAAGAGACACGUUCCCUUAUUAUGCAUGAGUUUGCUCAAAGAAAGAAGUCUAUAGAAAAGGACAAAAAGUCAAAUGAUUCUGAAUCUGCUAAAUAUUCAAAAUGCAAAGCCGCUGAUAGUACAAGCACAAAAGUAAAUGGACUGACAGUAGCAAGCAGAGAAAGUUACUUAUCCCUCCUAAAAAAUGCUCUUAAUGAGAAUUUAGCGUCGUUAAAAGACGUAGAUGAACCCAUAAAGCCAUUAUCAAAGAAUAACGUAGAACAAUGCGCUAUCGAGUUGGAAUAUGAGGCCUUUUCAAGCAGUACGGUCAUAAGCCUGUAUAGACGAGCGAUGACUAAACUGAUUGCAACAGUAAAAGCAUCUAAAGACAGUCUUUACUUUCGUCUUAAAACAUUUGAACCUAAAAAACGGGAAACUCUCGGCGAACUUGUAAAGGACUUUGAAAAAAGCAAACAAGGAGAAUCUCAUAAAUCGCACGGAUUUAUUACUGCUUCCCAGUUAGAAGGUGGGCGAAUAGAGGAUAAAAAUGGAGCUCGAGAACUUUCGAAAGCUGACAGAGAAACAAAACGGAAGGCUAAUUCCUUCAAAAAAGAUUCUCUUACACAAACCAAGCUGAAAAGCUUCUUCACCCCGAAGACGGCGCAAGAAUCUUCGGAAACCUCCUCAAGCGCUAGUGACGAUGAAGGUGGACUUAUUAUUGAUGAACACUCUAAACCAGACCCUUGUGAAUCAACUCUAAAAUUGGACGAGAUAGAAGAUAAUACAGAUGAAGAUGAUAUCGACAAAACCUUAAAAAUUGAGGAAAUAAGUUCAAAUUCUAAAAAUGACUCUAAUUCGAAAACAUUGGUUAUAAAUAUUACUCUGCAGGGUGUUCCGAGUAAACGCGCAAACGAAGAAAAAGUAGAACAUGAACAGGAGGAUACGCACCCGGUUGAUGAAAAUAUAAAAGGGUCCCCUAAUAAAAAGCAUGGCCCUGCAAAAAAGAAAAAUUAA